CAGGUCUUAUUUGAAAAGUACAAAGCUCCUGCCAUCUUUGUAGCAUAUCAGCCACUGCUCAGCCUGUUUGGCUCUUUUAAAUACCAAGGCCUUGUUGUCAGUAUCGGAGAUGGUAUCAUACAUGUUGUGCCCAUUUGUCAGACCCAAGUCCAGUUCAAUGCAGCCAGAAGGUCAGAUUUUGCAGGCAGUUCCCUGACCAAGUACCUCCAACACCUGCUUUACAACAGUGGUUAUUGUUUCACUUCGAGUGCCGAGUUAGAGAUGGUCAGAGAAAUCAAAGAAAAAAUGUGCUUUACUGCAACAGACAGGAGCCAUUUUAAAAAACUGUACUCUGCUAAGGAUUCCCAGUGUGUUGUGAUGUACAAACUUCCCGAUGGUACAAGUGUUAAACUUGAUCAUGAGCGUUACCUAUGCCCUGAAAUUCUAUUCGAGCCUGACAGUGAGAUUCACACAGGCAAAAGCCUCCCACAUUUAAUAGAGAGCUCCGUCAAUGAUAUUGACAUGACUUUAAGGAGGGAGAUGUAUUCUUGUGUCAUAGUCUCUGGUGGAUCAAGUUUUUUCCCCAAAUUCACAGAUCGCCUUCAAAGAGAACUGUUAAGCUUAACACCGCCAGGUGUGCACCAUGUACAGUUGUGUGCCUACCCUCAAAGACGGCAUCAAGAAUGGCUUGGGGGUUCAAUGUUGGCGUCUUUAUCAAGUUUCCAGAAAGACUGGGUCUCUGUGAAAGACUAUGAAGAACAUGGGCCCAACAUUAUCUGUAGGAAUAAUUUCUUUUGAAUAUUUGAAUCAAGAGGAAGUAUUCCUUUCUUCCUCUUGAAAAAUUGGAGAUUUUUUGUCAUUGGCUCUUCCAAGACUGCUCUCCAUGAUUAUGUAAACAUUUCAGGUGAUGCAACCUGGGAACCAGUUUCCUCUAUGAUAAUGAAUUUAAACACAUAAUAAUGAUAAAUGAAAAUCAAUCAACUGUUAAAGAGACAGUCUUUCAAAAUUGCUAAAGCAUAUUUUUCACAUGAAUCAAUUAUAAUUAUUCUUUUGAAAGAUUUAUUGGUGUUUAACAUGCUUAUUUAUGCUCUAUCUGGC
Lymnaea stagnalis (great pond snail) is the source of this 1077-nucleotide messenger RNA. The record is from the annotation of a GenBank genome assembly. Lineage: Eukaryota; Metazoa; Mollusca; Gastropoda; Lymnaeidae.